Molecule: messenger RNA, 3281 nt
Organism: Striga asiatica
Lineage: Eukaryota; Viridiplantae; Streptophyta; Magnoliopsida; Lamiales; Orobanchaceae
Source: the annotation of a GenBank genome assembly
AUCAGAUUCAAGAAAAGCGCUUUUUCUGAUGAGAAAAACGUGCGUUGGGUUUUUAUUUUAACGGCAAAACCGAAAAACGCUGCUCCAAAGCUCACUGGUAGGUUUUCUCUUCUAUUCUCUCUCCACUUCUCCCUCUCUCUACACACUUCAGGCUCGCAUAGAAACCAUCGAAAAACAGAUACAUACAUACAGGCUGUAUAAUAUAUAACAUCUGCCCUUUUCCAUUUGUGGGGUGUUAACAAGAACUCAAGCUUAGCUCCAGCAUGACGAUCUCCCCAAUGCCCCCUUUCUCUCUGUAACCCUUCAUUCUUUCUCUGUUCCAAUUUUCGUGGAGCUCAGGUGGAUUUACAGCCGCUCCUCCGACGGCCUCCUCAGAUCCCUUUUCCGUAUCGGUUUUCUUGAGAUUAAAACAAAAAAUGGCUUCCAUGACCCAAUCUCCAGUAUCAUUUUCUGGGAAUUUAGCUUCAAAGCUCCCUGCUUCAGAUUUUCUUAGGAGCACAAGUAAUGGUCUCUGUGGUGUACCUCUAAAAAUGCUUGGAAAAGCACAAUUAGGCGUAGUGAGGAGAGACUUCUCCGUAACAGCAAAGCUCGGGAAAAAGAAAAAGCACAAGAAUCCAUGGCCAAUCGAUCCUGACCUGAACCCCACUGAUUUGAAGGGUGGAUUCCUUAGGCAUCUCUCACCUUUCAAGCCUUUGACAGAAAAGCCUAAGCCGAUUAUUCUUGAUUUUGAGAGGCCUCUCAUUAAUAUGCAGAAACAACUUGAAGCUGUAAAAUUUUUAUUGAAUUUCUAUGAUGUNACCGGGCUGGAUCUCACUGAGCAAAUUAAAGCGCAGGAGAAAAGUAUUGAAGAGUUUGUGGAGCUCCAUGGCGAUCGAGCUGGAUAUGAUGAUCCUGCUAUUGUCACUGGUAUCGGUUCAAUAAAUGGCAAAGGCUACAUGUUCAUAGGCCACCAAAAGGGGAGGGACACAAAGGAGAAUAUCAAGCGGAACUUUGGGAUGCCUACUCCGCAUGGUUAUAGGAAAGCACUGCGAAUGAUGCAUUAUGCAGAUCAUCACGGCUUUCCCAUUGUCUCUUUCGUUGAUACCCCUGGGGCGUAUGCUGAUAUCAAAUCUGAGGCAUUAGGCCAAGGGGAAGCUAUAGCUCAGAAUUUGAGGACUAUGUUUGGUCUGAAAGUACCGAUUAUCUCAAUUGUUAUGGGCGAAGGAGGCUCGGGUGGAGCUCUAGCUAUUGCAUGUGCUAACAAGCUGUUGAUGCUUGAAAAUGCAGUUUUCUUUGUUGCCAGCCCUGAAGCAUGUGCUGCUAUCUUGUGGAAGGAUGCAAAAAAGGCGCCAGAGGCUGCUAAGUUGCUAAAAAUUACAGCUCCAGAGCUGAGAAAGAUUCAAGUUUGUGAUGGCAUCAUUCCUGAACCUCUCGGCGGUGCACAUAAGGAUCCAGAGUGGACUUCGCAGCAGAUCAAAAAAGCAAUUCUCGAGGAAAUGGAAGAACUUUCGAAAAUGGAUACGAAAACCCUACUAAAACACAGGGCCGCAAAGUUCCGGAAGAUCGGUAGAAACUAUGAUCACCCAGUCGACCCCGUGAAGACACGCAACAUGAAGAAAACAGACGUACCCGUAAAGGAAAACCCGAUGGCAGAAUUAAACAAGAUGGCCGAAAUUUUGAAAAACGAAAUCGAGUCUGAAUAUGAGGCGGCCUCAAAGGCUCUCGGCAUGCAUGAUAAAAUCUUGAAGGUGAGAGAUGAAAUCAAGAAAAGAAGGAACUCGGUUGAUGAGAAGGCCGCGAAGGAAAAAUUCGAGAAAAUCAAGAAAGAAUUCAAGAAGAAUCUCCCCACGGCCCCGAAUUUCCCGAGCCUUAUAUCCAAGCUUCAGAAGCUGAAAGAGCUGUCCAAAACCUCGAACCCACCACCGCAAAAGAGCUCCUCGAACAAGAAAAACGAGGUAAAACUCAAAAUGGAGAAGAUAUUCGAAGAAGUCAUCAAACGGCCCGAUUUGAAGCACAAGUUCAUGACGCUGAAGGCCGAAUUAAAGAAAUCGGAUGUCGAUUUUGAUCCAGAGCUAAAUGAAAAAGCUCUGCAGUUACUUAAAGAGAUCGAUUCGGAAUUCAAGAAUUGCCUUAAGUCUGCAGGUCUGGAAAUGGUCCCUUUGAAUCGUAAUUCAUUGCAGAAAAUCGGUUCAUAUGGUAAAGAAGUAAAAACAUUAAUCGGGAAGGUUGCGAAUUCGUCGGGUUUGAAGGAGAAAAUCGAUGUUUUGAAGGAAAUGGUAGCGAAAGCUGGAAAUACACCUGAUGAGAAAGCGAAAAGCAAGAUUCAGGCUUUGAUGGAGGAAAUCAAACGAGAGAUUAGUGAGGCUGCUAUAAGUUCUCCUGAGUUGGAGGAGAAGCAUGAAAAGCUGGCGAAAGAGAUAUUGGGAGAUAGCAAAAAACCGGUUGAGUCAAAUGAUGGAAGUGUGGGCGAAGAAGACUCGAAAGUGGCGCUCGAUGUGGAGAAUAACCGCAGCUUUGUCUGAUGAGAAAGCUGGUAAAUUUUGGCCGUGGCUGAAUCUGUUGAAACUACACUGUCAUUUGAGGUUCAAGAAGAACAUGAACUUGGCAUUCGAGACUUACUUAAAUCAGCGUGAAUUUACCUUUUCUCAGCCAGCGGUUUGUGACCUGCAAUUUGCUACACACUUUUUUUUUUGUCCCCUCUAAAUUAUGACAGCUUUAGUUCUCAGUUAUUUGGUCUUUCUUAUUAUUAGUGGCUUAUUAUGAAGAUACAAAAACUGUAUGAAUGACUCAGACUCGUGCUUGUUUUGUGAUUUUGAUAUUUAAUGUGGGUUUGUUUGUACUCCGGGGAAACUCUUGAGAGUCUUUUUGUGUGAUUGAACAGAACAUUUUAGGCCAAAUCCCCGUUUCGAUUCAUUGCUUGAACGAAAAAGAUGCAGCCUUUUCCAUUGCGUGCUUCUCAAUGAUUUUGGCUUUUGAUUUUUUCGAGUUCUUUAGAGUCUCGUACGAAGCUCCAUAGACUCCCACAAGAGCAACUGUUUACUCACAUGCUCUGUUUAUGCAUAAUGGAGUCUUGAGCUAGGUACUAUAAAAGGUCAGAUUCACAUUUGUCCUUUAUUUCAUUUUCUAUGCUUUUUUUUUUCAAGAUUCACUUUUUCUUGAAUUUAUUAGAGUCAUUUGUGGAGAGAUAUAUUUCCAGAUUUGGUUUUGAACAUCAUCUUGAUAAAUGAGGGAAUAAAGGAGGAAACUGGCUGGUGUUGCUUUUUAGUGGUUAUCAUAAUGUUUUAGGUAUUGGCUGCUUUUGC